Messenger RNA from Ascochyta rabiei, 918 nucleotides. RefSeq lists its product as uncharacterized. The transcript has 2 exons. Bases 1 to 918 code for a protein of 305 amino acids. Lineage: Eukaryota; Fungi; Ascomycota; Dothideomycetes; Pleosporales; Didymellaceae. Gene Ontology annotation, molecular function: zinc ion binding; carbonate dehydratase activity. The record is from RefSeq and is a predicted model, not a curated record.
AUGCUUUUCAAGUCUUUCCUCUUCGCCUCCGCGGCUUCCGCGACAUGUCUUCACGGACUGUCGAUGUUCAAGCGCGCCGCCGGCAGUGAGAAUGGUACUGUCGAAGUCAACACCUUCGGGUACGGACCUCAAGACGGACCCUUCAGCUGGGCAUCCCUCGCACCCGAGAACGAGGCAUGCAAAGCUGGCACCAAUCAGUCUCCAAUCAACAUUGAUACGGAAGACCUUGCCUCCAACCUGACCAGGCGGAACGUUAUUAUACACAAGCGGGCUUGUGUUAACGAAACAACCUCAGAUGCUACCAUUGGAGCCGCUGCAGACCGCCCUGUCGUAGAUAUCCCGGAGCAGGCUGUAGUAUUUGAGAACUUAGGGACUACCAUCGAAGUGGUCGUCAACGGCACGACAUCCUUUAAUGGAACAGACUUCCGCCUUGUACAAUUUCACAUGCACACACCGUCUGAGCACCACAUCAACGACGAGUACUUCCCGCUCGAAGUACACAUGGUGCACCAAGGUGUCUUGGACAACACACAACUUGCCGUCAUCGCCUUGAUGUUCCAAGUCUCCGCCUCAGACAGCGACCCCAUCAUCGCCGGCCUCUCCUCCAGUCUCUCCGCCAUCGCGACCCCAGGUACCAAGACAUCCAUCGAAGCGGGUCUGGACUUCAGCAGCGUGCUGUCCAAGAUCGAGACCUCGGACAUCCUGCAGUACAGUGGCUCGCUCACCACGCCUCCCUGCGCUGAAGGCGUUACCUUUCUGGUAGUCAAGGACCCGCUGGAUGUUGGGGUCGCGGACUACAAUGCUAUCAAGAGUAUUGUCAAGUUCAACUCCAGGUUCAUCCAGAACACGCUUGGCGGAGAGAACAUGCUGGCGGUUGGCGCGAACAGCGGUGCUGCUGCUGCGAACGCCACGGCGUAG